GCAGGAGGAGGAGGCGGCGGCGGCGGGGGGGUCUCAGCCUCCGGAGCCGCCGCGCCGGUGUCGGCGUCCCGGGCUCAGUACAGCGUGCCGGGCAUCCUGCAUUUCCUGCAGCACGAGUGGGGCCGCUUCGAGGCGGAGCGCGCCGAGUGGGAGGCGGAGCGGGCGGAGCUGCAGGCCCAGAUCGCCUUUCUUCAAGGUGAAAGAAAAGGACAAGAAAAUCUGAAGAAGGAUCUAGUGCGAAGAAUCAAAAUGCUGGAAUAUGCACUUAAACAGGAAAGGGCUAAAUAUCACAAAUUAAAAUAUGGCACAGAAUUGAAUCAGGGAGAUAUGAAGCCACCAAACUAUGAUUCUGAUGAAGGGAAUGAGACAGAGAUUCAGCCACAACAGAACAGUCAGCUAAUAUGGAAACAAGGACGGCAGCUGCUAAGACAGUAUCUACAAGAAGUAGGCUACACCGACACGAUAUUGGAUGUGAAGUCAAAACGAGUACGAGCUUUAUUGGGCCUCUCAAGUGAUGCUUCAGAGAAGGAAAACAGAAAUCAAGAGCCAAUGGUAAAUGGCACAGAGGGCCAGAUUAAAGAAAACACAAUGAUUGGGAAACCUGAAUUGACUGACUCUGCCUCUCUGCUAGAGACCUUCAAGUUUCUUGAAAAUGCAGCUGCAGACUUUAGUGAUGAAGAAGAUGAAGAAGAUAUUGAAGGAAGAGAGAAAACAAUCAUUGAUACUGCAACAAUUGUAAGGAAAAGAGUGCUAUCUGACAGCAGUGAAGACAGAGAUACAGAAGAAGCUUUGAAAGAGUUUGACUUUUUGGUUACCUCUGAUGAAGGUGAUGGGGAAUCAAGAAGUUCAGGAGAUGGAACAGACUGGGAAAAGGAAGACCAGUGUCUCAUGCCUGAAGCCUGGAAUGUCGACCAGGGAGUAAUAACCAAACUCAAGGAGCAAUACAAAAAGGAGCGCAAGGGGAAAAAGGGGGUGAAGAGAAAAACUACCGAAGAUAUGUUUCAGCCUCAAUCCUAUAUAAAACAGUCAAAACAGGGAUGUGGGAAAAUGAUGGAGCAAAGCACAGGGCCCAACAGGUCAAAGCUGCAAGAUAUGCUUGCAAACUUGAGGGAUGUUGAUGAUCUCCCUUCAUUGCAGCCAUCUGUUGCACCUUCUUCUAGGCCCAGUAGCUCAAGGCUCAUUGAACAUGAGAUAAACAGGACGGAUGAAGUGGAAGCUUUAACAUUCCCUCCUUCUUCAGGGAAAUCUUUCAUUAUGGGAACAGAUGAAGCCCUUGAAAAUGAGCUGGGUCUUGGAGAACUGGCAGGCCUUACAGUAGCCAAUGAGGCAGAUUCACUGACUUAUGAUAUAGCAAACAAUAAGGAUGCAUUGAGAAAGACUUGGAACCCCAAAUUCACAUUAAGAAGUCACUUUGAUGGAAUAAGAGGUCUCGCUUUUCAUCCAGUUGAACCAGUCUUAAUAACAGCUUCAGAGGACCAUACAUUAAAAAUGUGGAAUUUACAAAAAACAGCCCCAGCAAAAAAGAGUGCUUCUCUUGAUGUAGAGCCAAUAUAUACCUUCAGAGCACAUAAUGGACCAGUGCUCUGUGUGGUGAUGAGCAGUAAUGGUGAACAGUGUUACAGUGGGGGAGCAGAUGGCCUCAUCCAUGGCUGGAAUACAACCAACCCAAACAUCGAUCCCUAUGACUCUUACGAUCCUUCUGUUCUAAGAGGUGCUUUUGUAGGCCAUACAGAUGCAGUCUGGGGUCUGGUUUACAGUGGAGCAAACCAGCGUUUGCUAUCCUGUUCAGCAGACGGCACUAUACGUCUAUGGAAAGCUACAGAAAUUGCUCCAGCUCUCAAUAUAUUUAAUGAUAAUCAAGAAAUGGGAAUCCCUUCGUCAGUAGAUCUUGUGAGCAGUGACCCAAGCCUCAUGGUAGCAUCAUUUAACAGUGGACACACUAGCAUUUUUAACAUGGAGACACGGCAACGAAUUCUUACCCUGGAGUCCAGUGUGGAUACUACAGUCAGUUCCUCCUGUCAGAUAAACAGAGUCAUCAGCCAUCCAACUCUUCCAAUUAGUAUCACUGCUCAUGAAGACAGACACAUCAAAUUCUACGACAACAAUACAGGAAAAUUGAUCCACUCCAUGGUAGCUCACUUAGAUGCAGUUACAAGUUUAGCUGUUGAUCCUAAUGGCUUGUAUUUGAUGUCUGGCAGUCAUGACUGUUCAAUUCGCUUGUGGAAUCUUGAAAGCAAGACCUGUAUCCAAGAAUUUACUGCUCAUCGCAAAAAAUUUGAUGAGUCCAUUCAUGAUGUGGCAUUCCACCCCUCCAAAUGCUAUAUUGCCAGUGCAGGAGCAGAUGCCCUGGCUAAAGUGUUUGUAUGACAGAGUGCUUCCAUUUCAACUCUAGCUUUGUAUAUAUUUAGCCAGCUGCACAAAAGAGGAGAGGAGGGCAUGAGUCUUCUUAUCCUGCCCUGUAAUUCAGAGAAUGUUUGUAAGUGUUUAGUUUUGCAGGGUGGUGUUUUCUAAAUUGACGUUUGUUCUGGUUUCUGUGAGCUCAGCUGGUGCUGAGAGCUUGGAAACUCUCAGUUUCAAAUAGUU
Messenger RNA from Haliaeetus leucocephalus (bald eagle), 2583 nucleotides. RefSeq names its product striatin, calmodulin binding protein (gene STRN). Gene Ontology annotation, molecular function: armadillo repeat domain binding; protein-containing complex binding; calmodulin binding. Gene Ontology annotation, cellular component: dendrite. The record is from RefSeq and is a predicted model, not a curated record. Bases 250 to 2367 code for a protein of 705 amino acids. The transcript is spliced from 19 exons. NCBI's taxonomy places the organism in Eukaryota, Metazoa, Chordata, Aves, Accipitriformes, Accipitridae.